ACUUCCAUUUCUGAACGUUAGUUAUUUGAUGGAUGAAUCGUAGUAGACAACAAGUAUUCAAGUUUUACAAAACAUUUAUUCAGUCCUUCGAUAAUUUAUUUUAUAUUGUUUUUUUAAAUAUAAGAAACAGUUGUAGAGCUGCUCCAAAAUGGGGAAACGCCAGCAUCAGAAGGAUAAGAUGUAUUUGACGUACACGGAAUGGUCGACGUUGUACGGCGGACGGAAAUCGGGAACGAAUCUGGAGACGAGCGAGGAGAAAACGUUCAGGCGGUUGCCGUACGACCAUUGCUGCCUAUCUCUGCAGCCCUUUGAGCAUCCUUACUGCGAUCCAGAUGGCAAUGUGUUUGAGCUGGAAGCUAUUUUGCCAUAUUUGCAGCAGUACAAGCACAAUCCUGUAACGGGGAAAUCACUGGAUGCCAAGAGUCUGAUCAAACUGAACUUUUAUAAGAACUUACAGGACGAAUAUCAGUGUCCUGUUCUUUUUAAACUAUUUACAAAACAUUCACACAUUGUUGCCAUUAAAACCACAGGAAAUGUGUUCUCCUAUGAGGCUGUUGAACAGUUGAAUAUAAAAACUGGAAAUUGGAAAGACUUGAUGAACGAUCAGCCAUUCACACGCAAGGACAUUAUCACAAUUCAGGAUCCAAAUAAUGCAAUGAAAUUCAAUCUGUCCACAUUCUAUCAUAUCAAAAAUAAUAUAAGAGUAGAAGACGAAGAGACCGUAAGAGAAAGGAACAAUCCAAAUGCAAAAUUAAAAACUGUCUCGGCAGAAACCAAGGACAUUCUGGAGGAAUUGGAAAGGGAGUACAAGCCAACAAAGAGUAAUGAAAAGAAUGAUGCGUCUUUGCAGAAAGCUGACAAAUUUAAUGCUGCACAUUAUUCCACUGGAGCAGUGGCUGCCGGCUUUACCUCAACUAUAAUGCCGGCGGAAACUACCCAUCAAGCGGCUGUAAUCGCGGAAGAUCUGGUACGUUACGAGAGAGUCAAGAAGAAAGGAUAUGUGAGAUUACUCACGAAUUUUGGGGCUUUGAAUCUGGAACUUAACUGCGACCUGGUACCGAAAACCUGUGAGAAUUUCAUGAAACAUUGCCAAAACGGUUAUUACGACGGCACGAAAUUCCAUAGGUCGAUACGAAAUUUUAUGAUCCAGGGCGGUGAUCCAACCAAUACAGGCAACGGUGGUAAAUCUAUCUGGGGCAAACCGUUCGAGGACGAGUUCAAACCGAAUCUGGUUCAUCAAGGCAGGGGCAUCGUCUCCAUGGCAAACUCGGGUCCGAACACCAAUGGAUCCCAAUUUUUUAUCACAUUCCGAUCGUGCAGACACCUCGAUCGCAAGCACACAGUCUUCGGGAAGAUCGUCGGCGGUCUGGACACGUUGAACGCAUUGGAGAAGGUGGAAGUGGACAACAAAGACCGGCCGAUAGAAGACAUAGUUAUACAGGGUGUCCAGGUCUUCGUGGAUCCUUUCCAAGAAGCUGACGAUCAGCUCAUCGCGGAACGAGUUGCCGAGGCAGAACGAUUGGCGCAAGAAGCGAGUAAUCAAAACAAACCGGCGGAUAAAACUGACAAGAAUGACGUACAGAAAGUCUAUCGAUCAGGCAUAGGAAAAUAUGUAAAACUGGAGCAGGAGAAAUUGGACAAACGGGAUGGAAACGCGGAGCCCGCCACAAAAAAGAAGAAGGUCUCGUCGCAGUCAUAUGGAGAUUUCUCCUCCUUCACUUUCUAAUGAAUUAUUCAUUGAAAUAAUUAGAAUACCAAAUGUAUAUAGCACAUGUACAUAAGUCAGUUUACUAUAUAUAACUUUCCUGGCAAUCAUUUUGCCAUAAUACAUCCUCUGGCAUAUCUCCAAGUAUUUUUAUUGAGCAGCUGAAAUUGAACAAACAACAGGGCUAUUGUGAUAGAAAAUGGUAAGGAGCACUGAUUAUUAUAUAUUACAUAUGUAAAUAUAUGCGAUGCCCAUUGUAAAAAAAUGCAAUCCUUAAACAGAAUACAAAUUAUCCAUGAAAGAUUGAAUAAAGAAUAUUAAGAAUAUA
Molecule: messenger RNA, 2033 nt
Organism: Monomorium pharaonis (pharaoh ant)
Lineage: Eukaryota; Metazoa; Arthropoda; Insecta; Hymenoptera; Formicidae
Product: RING-type E3 ubiquitin-protein ligase PPIL2
Exons: 9
Coding region: 149-1726 (525 amino acids)
Biological process (GO): protein folding; protein polyubiquitination; protein peptidyl-prolyl isomerization
Cellular component (GO): catalytic step 2 spliceosome
Molecular function (GO): peptidyl-prolyl cis-trans isomerase activity; ubiquitin-ubiquitin ligase activity
Source: RefSeq, a predicted model, not a curated record